Clarias gariepinus (North African catfish) is the source of this 3345-nucleotide messenger RNA. RefSeq names its product HHIP-like protein 1. Gene Ontology annotation, cellular component: membrane. NCBI's taxonomy places the organism in Eukaryota, Metazoa, Chordata, Actinopteri, Siluriformes, Clariidae. The coding region runs from base 143 to 2911 and encodes 922 amino acids. The transcript is spliced from 9 exons. The record is from RefSeq and is a predicted model, not a curated record.
UAAACGUGUAAGAGCGCUGACAGGCAUCCAAGUUAGCCCACUAAAAACCGACCAGCUGGAACAAAACACACACAAAAAAAGACUAUCCUUAUAAUUUGUACCUCUGCUGGCUGGGACUCCUGCUCUUGUUUUCUUCACUGCCAUGAGUUUAGUAAGACUCUGGAGAGCUGGGCUUCUCCACCUUCUGCUUUGGCUCCUCAUGAGCUUCUUGCAUGCAGAUGCCCACCCGCAGUGCCUCGACUUCAAGCCUCCUUUCCAACCUCAGGAGCCGCUGAGCUUCUGCAAAAAGUAUUCCAAGUUUGGCUGCUGCGAUUUGGAGCAAGACAAGCGGAUUUCACAAAAGUUUGACCAAAUUAUGGACUACUUUGAUCACUCUGGGUUCCUGGUCUGCGGGAAGUACAUCCACAACAUCCUGUGUCAGGAAUGUUCUCCUUAUGCAGCUCACCUCUAUGAUGCUGAGGAUGCGAAUACUCCCAUGCGUGAGCUCCCUGGUCUUUGUAGGAACUACUGCUCUGAUUACUGGCUUCACUGCCGUUACACACUCAGUUUACUGACGGACAACAGCAUAACUGCCAGCAUUGAAGAGGAUCGUGAUAAAUUCUGUGACUAUUUGGAGCUGAAGGAUCCAGAUUAUUGCUAUCCCAAUGUUCUCAGCAGCGAGCAGUUGAAUGCUAACCUGGGCAAUGUUCAAGCUGAUACUAAAGGCUGCCUUCAGCUUUGCUUACAAGAGGUAGUAAAUGGCCUGCGUAAUCCAGUGGCAAUGGUGCAUGCGAAUGAUGGCACACACCGCUUCUUCAUAGCUGAGCAGCUGGGAUACGUAUGGACUUACUUGCGAAAUGGCUCAAGGAUUGACAGGCCUUUCUUAAACCUCAGCAGGAUUGUGUUGACAUCACCGUGGAAUGGGGAUGAACGUGGAUUUCUCUGUAUCGCCCUGCAUCCCAGGUUCAGCGUAGUAAAGAAGGCAUAUGUCUAUUAUUCUGUUUCUGUGAACAGGCAGGAGAGGAUAAGGAUCAGCGAGUUCCUUCUGUCAGACACUGAUAUGAACAUGCUAGAUCAUUCAUCUGAAAGGAUCCUUUUGGAAGUUGUGGAACCAGCAUCAAACCACAAUGGGGGCCAACUUCUGUUUGGUUUGGAUGGCUACCUUUAUGUCUUCAUAGGAGAUGGAGGCAAAGCAGGAGACCCCUUUGGCAAGUUUGGGAAUUCCCAAAACAAAUCCACUUUACUAGGCAAAGCUCUACGGAUUGAUGUGGACAACAAUGAUGAUGGUGCCCCCUACAGUAUCCCCUCUGACAACCCUUUUAUUGCAGAGAAAGAUGCAAUGCCGGAGAUUUACGCCUACGGAGUCAGGAACAUGUGGCGCUGCUCUAUUGACAGAGGAGACCCAAUCACGGGUCAAGGACGCGGACGCAUGUUCUGUGGAGAUGUCGGCCAGAAUAAAUAUGAGGAAGUGGAUAUCAUUGAAAAGGGGGGCAACUAUGGAUGGAGGGCAAAGGAAGGGUUCUCGUGUUAUGACAAGAAUCUUUGUUCAAACUCCUCAUUGGAUGAUAUCCUACCAAUUUUUGCGUAUCCACAUACAGUUGGGAGGUCAGUGACUGGUGGCUAUAUCUACAGAGGGUGUGAGAUGCCAAACCUUAAUGGUCUUUACAUCUUUGGGGAUUUCAUGAAUGGACGACUCAUGUCUCUUAAGGAGAAUAAAGACACUGGAAAUUGGACCUACACAGAAAUAUGCAUGGGCAAGGAUAAGACAUGUGCCUUUCCAAGACUGAUAAACAGCUACUACAAGUACAUCAUAUCCUUUGGUGAAGAUGAGGCAGGUGAGCUUUACUUCCUAGCCACAGGAACACCAAGUGCAGCUUCCCGAGGGGGAGUGGUAUACAAGAUAGUGGAUCCAUCUAGGCGUGCACCUCCAGGCAAGUGCAACAUCAAGCCAGCCCCUAUCCAGAUAAAGGGCAAACUUAUUCACUUCUAUCCUAAAACAGAUUUUGUGAUCGACAUAAAACCGAAAACCACUGCAUCUCCUAAGAACAAAGCAACUACUAUACCAAGCACCACCAAAUUUCCAGCAACAGCAAGAAAACGUACCACUGCAUCUCCAAGGAUGCUUACCCAAAAGCCAAAAUUCACCGCCCCAACUCAGAAACCAAGGAACCCUACUCAAAAACCACAGACUGCUGCUCCAAAUCCAACUUUUAAACCAGAAAAGGUGAAACCUACUGUUCUCAGGAGACAUCAAUACACAACCGCAACUGUGCACCCACUGCUUGGCCAGAGCACUACAUUAGCCCCACAGUAUAUCACCACUUUGAAAAUGAGAGUAGAAACCACACCUCGUAGGACUCCUCCACCAACCACAUUAUAUUCAACAACCAAGCAACCACACAGUUCCAGCAACACCAAUUCAUAUUUAACUGCCUCUAUAGCCACCACUAUCAGGCCUGUAUAUUGGACUUCAGCCUCCACAAAGACAUCCCUACCGACAAGCAGUCCAUGCAAAAGACGUAGGGGGAAAGUCAGAAAAAAUGGGCAGAGAAAAGGUAAAUUGGUUUGCAGAAGGUCUCGAAGUGGGCAGGUUAGGCUUGUUAAUCCUGAUCCAAAACAAUCAGAUCGUGGACGAGUGGAGAUCUUAGUGAGGGGUGAGUGGGGUACGGUGUGUGAUGAUCUGUUUGACAUUAAGGCAGCAACAGUAGUGUGCAAGCAGCUGGGCUUUGCUAAAGCAUUGAGGUUGACAAAGCCUGGAGAAAUGGGACGUGUGGCCACUCACCUUCAAAUCCUGCUGGACGAUGUGGAAUGUGAGGGGACGGAGAGGACACUGCUGCACUGCAAGCACCCUACAGUCGGAGAACACAACUGCUCUCAUGCGGAGGAUGUAGGGGUAGUUUGUGGCUCUGAAGAGGAGCAGGGUGUCAAGUGAUGCCCAUUUUCUUGCACGUUCCUAAAUGACUGAAAGCCUUGGGUUCGCUCUUGAUUAGUUUUUAAUUAAAUAAUUCAGGACAAUCUCUGUCUGAUUUUUAAUACUCAGAGGAACAAUAAGGUGUUGAUCACCUCAGUCUAUGACAUCUAUACUUUAAUGUUUAAUAAGAGUAAAGCUUAUUCACCUUACAUCAUUUUACAGAAGAAAGCAAAAAGGUAAACAGUUUUUAGCGUUUUAUAUACCGAUAUAUAAUAUAUUAUACAGUUAUCUGUGGGGCGUUUUACAACUUAUAUUUCUUUUUAAUUUUCUGUUCUAAGGUAAAAUAUGAAUUAAUAGAUCAAAAUAACUUAGAUAUGCAGAAUUCCAAGCAAUAUGGAUUAGCUCCAAGAAUGCUCAUAACCACUCCUUAUGGCAUUAAAAUUAACUUUAGUGAU